UUGCAGGAUACUCCAGGGCCUUCCAAUUAAGUCCUCAAAGUAAAAGCAAGCGGCUACGCAGCUGCGCUUCUAAGACUGAGCCGGUGGGUGGCCUGACAUCUCGACUAUUAUCCGCGUUCGAUUGGUCGAGGGCAAAGAUUCGGAGGGACGCCUUCCUAUUUGUUCUGGCGGGAAAGGGGCAGACAUCAGGGAGACCAUUGCUCCGACUGCCCCUUCGGAAAGCCAAUGGAGAUGAGGCGAAGCGGCGAGCGAUACUGGCAGGAUAAUGGAGUCGAUCUGCGAGGAGAAGGCACCGGGGUGGGAAAUAUCGGGUCCUACCAGUGGUUGGGUCAACGUAUGCAGGAUAUUACUGGUGACAGAGGAGUGUUGAAAGAAAUAAUCCGAGAUGGCUCUGGUGAGACAGUCCCUCCUGAUUCAUCAGUAUUAGUGAAAUUUUCAGGAUAUUUGGAACACACGGACAGACCCUUUGACACAAAUUGGUUCAAGAAAAACACCAAACUCAUGAAACUUGGUGAAGACAUUACUCUAAGGGGUAUGGAAGUGGGAUUACUCACAAUGAGAAAAGGAGAGUUGGCAAGAUUUCUUUUCCAACCGAAUUAUGCUUUUGGAACUUUGGGUUGCCCUCCUUUGAUUCCCCCCAACGCCACAGUCUUGUUUGAAGUUGAGCUUUUGGACUUUUUGGACUCGGCAGAAUCAGACAGGUUCUUUGACCUGCCUCCUGAGCAGCAGGAUAGAUUUCCACUGGAGAAAAUUAUAAAGGUAGCAGAAACAGAACGUGAAUUUGGCAAUUACCUCUUCCGUCAGACACGUUUCAUGGAUGCCAAGGAGAGAUACAAGCGGGCUUUUUCAGUACUCAAUCGUACAUGUGCCAAAGAGACUGGAAAAGACAAAGUUGAUGCUGCCAGGCUUCUGGUCUUCCUGAACUUAUCUUUUGUUUGCUUGAAGUUGGAACGUCCAGAUCGAGCCCUAGUCUAUGGCGAAAAAGCCUUAGAGCUAGAUAAAAAGAAUGCUAAAGCCCUUUUCAGAUGUGGCCAGGCAUGCCUUUAUUUGACAGAGUAUGAGAGAGCCCGAGAGUUUCUGGUAAGAGCUCAGAAAGAACAGCCCUUCAACCAAGAUAUUAACAAUGAAUUGAAAAAGCUGGCCAGCUGUUACAGAGAUUACAUGGUGAAAGAGAAGGAGAUGUGCUGUAAGAUGUUUGCCUCACUGAAUUCUCAUUCAUCAAAAGGAAACUUGGAAGGUAAUAGGAUUGCUUGGAGAGUUGGAGAAUCUGGCUGUGCAGAAGAAAGCUGAACUUAAAACAGAAGGAAAACCAUUUCACUUUACUUUUUUUUUUAAUAUAUGGAAGAGCUAUACUUCAUUUGAAAUAUUCAAAGUGGCGUGAAUUGUAUAGUUUUAUAUGCAAAUAAGCACCAAGUUUGCAUAAGGGAUACCCUUAUUAGUGACAUUAUGUUGAAAAGAAGACUCAUUGUAAAAGGAACCCUGUCUCAAUUGAAACAUAUUGAUAACUGAUUACUUGGAGAGAAAUUUGUUUUCCCUGUAAUUUCCUGCCCUAUAGAUUAGGUUCCUUAGGAGGAUGUAAGUUUGAAACCAUUAUGUUUUAUGAUUGUUUGAGAAUGCUCUUAAAGGGUGAUAUUCAUGAGUUAGAAAAAUAAAAAUGGCUUGAAAGAAA
Molecule: messenger RNA, 1669 nt
Organism: Crotalus tigris (Tiger rattlesnake)
Lineage: Eukaryota; Metazoa; Chordata; Lepidosauria; Squamata; Viperidae
Gene: FKBP6
Product: FKBP prolyl isomerase family member 6 (inactive)
Exons: 9
Coding region: 226-1290 (354 amino acids)
Molecular function (GO): protein binding; peptidyl-prolyl cis-trans isomerase activity
Source: RefSeq, a predicted model, not a curated record